GAAAGGUGGUGCUGUUAUAUCCGAGAUGAGGAGUGUGACACGAGCUAAUAUCCGUAUUCUUCAAAAGGAAAAUGUACCAAAUAUUGCUCGUGAAGAUGAGGAGAUGGUUCAGAUUACAGGAAAUCCUGAUGCAGCUAUGAAAGCUCUUACGCAAGUAAUCUUACGGUUAAGAGCUAACGCUUUCGAUAUGAAUCAUGGACUUGUCUUGCUACCCACAUCUUUUCCAUACAUCUCUCAAGUAUCCGGAAGUUCAAACAAACCCAAAUACGCAAAACGUGAUGGUUCCAAAGAUCAAGACUACGGUAGACUGAAUUUGAAUUCCAAGAGAAGAAACCAUGUUUCUUAAAUCAAGAAAACCCAUCUUAGAAAGGUAAUGCUUUGUGGGUUUGGAGAUUAUUCAGAAGACGAAAGAAGACUGAGAGUGUUACACAGUUUCAGGGAACUUAUACGUUGGUGCAAUUUUUUAUUACUUGUAAUAAUAAAACGUUAAAAAUGGUUGUCUAUUGAAUUAAAAUAAAAAAUGUAAACACGAAGGUGUCUUUUCAUCUUUUUGUUUCCUUUUUA
Messenger RNA from Brassica oleracea var. oleracea, 564 nucleotides. RefSeq lists its product as uncharacterized. The transcript has 3 exons. The coding region runs from base 26 to 346 and encodes 106 amino acids. Lineage: Eukaryota; Viridiplantae; Streptophyta; Magnoliopsida; Brassicales; Brassicaceae. Gene Ontology annotation, molecular function: RNA binding. The record is from RefSeq and is a predicted model, not a curated record.